AUGCAACUUCUCAUGGAACAACCACCGAACACUAUUGAGGGUUUUGCAGGUAAUUAUUUUUCUCAACGAUCACAUAUUAUAUUAGCUGCUUUUAAUGCCUACAAGAAUGGUGAAUCUAUGGUGGGAAAGUAUCAGUUGUCUUCUUGUGAUUCAACUAAAGUCUCGCCAGAUUUCAAGAAGUCCAUGGAUACAUUGUAUCCAAAUCUUAUCAAAGCCUUUACCAAAAUAGGAGCUUUGGGUCAAGAGGAGAAUAAUAGUUCGCGAAAAGCUAAAUCCAAGUCUAGGAAAUCCAAGCGCACAGCUGUCAUUCCCAAAAGUGAACUUAGGAGAAGUGCAAGAUUGAAGUUGAAGAAAGAUUGA
Coffea eugenioides is the source of this 360-nucleotide messenger RNA. RefSeq names its product probable ubiquitin-conjugating enzyme E2 24. Bases 1 to 360 code for a protein of 119 amino acids. The transcript has a single exon. The record is from RefSeq and is a predicted model, not a curated record. Lineage: Eukaryota; Viridiplantae; Streptophyta; Magnoliopsida; Gentianales; Rubiaceae.